This is a messenger RNA of Rhinolophus ferrumequinum (greater horseshoe bat), 4457 nucleotides long. It is a transcript of the gene PPP2R1B, whose product is annotated as protein phosphatase 2 scaffold subunit Abeta. Gene Ontology annotation, molecular function: protein binding; protein phosphatase regulator activity. Lineage: Eukaryota; Metazoa; Chordata; Mammalia; Chiroptera; Rhinolophidae. The transcript is spliced from 15 exons. Gene Ontology annotation, biological process: protein dephosphorylation. Bases 138 to 1904 code for a protein of 588 amino acids. The record is from RefSeq and is a predicted model, not a curated record. Gene Ontology annotation, cellular component: protein phosphatase type 2A complex; cytoplasm.
AGCUACAGGGAUGCCAAGGGGCCCUUUUAAGUGCCGGUGGAUGAAUGCCAUCCUCUCGCCUUGGAGACUGGCCAGGCUGGUUGGGUAGAAAGAGAGGGAUAGCUAAUUAACCUAGAAGAGCCCCUGUAUCAGCUCUAAUGGAACUCUUCUUUGAAAAGGCAGGAGUUGCAGUCAACCGUUUUACCUGCUUCACCGCUGCCAAAGUUCUCUUUCUCCGUCUCAACAGUAUUCAGAAGUUAUCAACAAUUGCUCUAGCACUUGGAGUAGAAAGGACAAGAACUGAACUGCUGCCAUUCCUUACAGAUACAAUUUAUGAUGAAGAUGAAGUACUGUUAGCCCUUGCUGAGCAGCUGGGAAAUUUCACUGGCCUGGUGGGAGGUCCUGACUUUGCCCACUGUUUGCUGCCUCCUUUGGAAAGUCUGGCGACCGUGGAAGAGACUGUGGUUCGAGACAAGGCUGUGGAAUCCCUAAGGCAGAUCUCUCAGGAGCAUACUCCUGUUGCCCUGGAAGCUCAUUUUGUACCUCUGGUGAAACGCCUUGCAAGUGGGGAUUGGUUCACUUCUCGCACAUCUGCGUGUGGUUUAUUCAGCGUUUGCUAUCCCAGGGCUUCGAAUGCUGUCAAAGCAGAAAUUAGACAGCACUUCCGUUCCUUGUGCUCAGAUGACACACCAAUGGUACGCCGUGCUGCUGCUUCCAAAUUGGGUGAAUUUGCAAAGGUGUUAGAAUUAGAUAGUGUGAAAAGUGAAAUUGUUCCAUUGUUCACUAACCUAGCUUCAGAUGAACAGGAUUCAGUGCGCCUCCUAGCUGUGGAAGCUUGUGUCAGUAUUGCCCAGUUACUGUCUCAGGAUGACCUUGAGGUUUUGGUGAUGCCUACACUUCGACAAGCAGCGGAAGAUAAAUCUUGGAGAGUUCGCUAUAUGGUAGCUGACAAAUUUUCAGAGCUCCAGAAAGCUGUGGGUCCUAAGAUCACCCAAAAUGACCUCAUCCCCGCCUUUCAGAACCUGCUUAAAGACUGUGAAGCUGAAGUCCGAGCAGCUGCUGCCCACAAAGUAAAAGAACUUUGUGAGAACCUGCCUAUUGAAGGUAGAGAGACCAUUAUUAUGAAUCAAAUUCUACCCUACAUAAAGGAAUUAGUAUCUGAUACAAAUCAGCAUGUCAAAUCGGCUCUAGCUUCUGUAAUUAUGGGAUUGUCUACCAUUUUGGGCAAAGAGAAUACCAUUGAACAUCUUCUGCCCCUUUUUUUAGCUCAGUUAAAGGAUGAGUGUCCUGAAGUUCGCUUGAAUAUCAUCUCUAAUUUGGAUUGUGUAAAUGAAGUGAUUGGAAUCCGUCAGCUCUCUCAGUCUCUCCUUCCUGCCAUAGUGGAGCUGGCUGAAGAUGCCAAGUGGAGGGUCCGGCUGGCCAUCAUUGAAUAUAUGCCACUGCUGGCGGGCCAGCUGGGUGUGGAAUUCUUUGAUGAAAAGCUGAAUUCUUUAUGUAUGGCCUGGCUUGUGGACCAUGUAUAUGCCAUCCGUGAAGCUGCCACCAACAACCUCAUGAAACUAGUUCAGAAGUUUGGUACCGAGUGGGCCCAAAAUACCAUCGUUCCCAAAGUGUUAGUAAUGGCGAAUGAUCCUAAUUAUUUGCAUAGAAUGACCACUUUAUUCUGCAUUAAUGCGCUGUCUGAAGCCUGUGGUCAGGAAAUAACUACUAAGCAGAUGCUGCCCAUCGUAUUGAAAAUGGCAGGAGACCAAGUAGCGAAUGUCCGUUUCAACGUGGCCAAAUCUCUACAGAAAAUUGGACCAAUUCUAGAUUCUGGCGCUUUGCAGGAGGAAGUUAAGCCGGUACUACAGAAGUUAGGCCAAGAUGAAGACAUGGAUGUCAAAUACUUCGCACAAGAAGCUAUAAGUGUGCUGGCGUUGGCAUGAUGAGGAACAGGAGGGAAAAAGACUUUACCAAAUUCUUAUCACAGGUUUCUAGUCAAUGUGUUCUUAAACUGGGUGGAGAAAAAAUGGAAAACCUUCAAGACCUCAUCUAAGCAAAUGGAACAACUUAAAGAAAUCAAAUUUCUGUGACUUGAUUCUUUCUGAAGAUGAAAUGGAAUUGUUUUUAUUUGUCUUCCUUGUUGGGAUAAUUAUGUUUAAACCAUUCUUAUUGUUUGUGAUCAAUUCCUGACACUCAGUACAAUCAUUUCUUGAUUGUCUCCUAACGAAUUGUCUGGCACUAUCUGGGCUCCUGCAUCCUUGCUGUUUCAUGAGGCCCUGGCCACUUAAUGUUUCUGACCACGCCUGAAUGGGUUGGGACCCAGACAUGGAGUGCGGUGAUUCUCUUGGUGUUUACAUGUAUCUGUGUGUCUCUCCAUCAUUCCAAAGUUAAAUGUACAUGGUUUAGAAUAACUUGUAAGCACUCUAUUUGGGAGACACAUUUUCCUGGAUGAUCUGCAUUAGUGUCUUACAUAAAAGGGGAAUGUGGAAGCUCAGAAUUCAUGUGUUGAUUGUUUUGUUUUUUAUUUGCUUGGUUUUGACUGUAAUCAUGUCAUUUGGAAACCUGAAGUACAGAUGUAUCUUGCUACUAAUGUGUGAUGUUGAAAUCGGACUGAAUUUCCACAGCUUACCACUAUGAGUGCAUUCAAAAAUACUGCUCUCCCCUGAGAAAACUUAAAAUUCAGUGCCUCCUAAUCAGUAUAAAACCGCAGUUUUGUAUUUCUAACCACUGGUCUAACACUGUGAGGCUUUCCUGCUCUUCAGUUGUUCUGCUUCCAGCUGUGUUAACAUCUGGUCCUUGCUACAUUGUAUAGAAGUAGCUUUCCAACUGAAGUUUCGUUUAUGGGUGAUGCUGGAAUCUUAUCAUUUGAAACCUUUGUUUUUCUGUUGUUACAGUAAAACCUCAUUAAUUCCUCCUGGAACUUAAGAUAAUGAAUUAAUCUGAAGGGAGGGUUUGCUGAAGCAAAUUAAUAGUAUGUAAGGAAGCCUAUUGGGUCUGAACUGAAACGAUUUUAAAGCUCUCUUUAAAAAUCACCCUUUACCAGUUGGAUAUGCCAGUUAUUAGUCACUCUUUUCAAUUAUAUUAAAAUACCAUUCAUGAGAAUUUUUAUAAGGCCACACCUUUUUUCAAAAGAUGCAUUCAGUUUACUCUUUAUCCCUGAAAUAUACACAUUUGUAUUUCAUGGAGAAGUUAAAUAUUUUUUCAUCUAAAUUUAUCUGCAUUUUUACCUACUCAAGCUUGCCUUGUCCCUAAUGAAUUUUAGUUAAUGAGGUUUCAUUGUAGCUCAUUUUUCUCUCAGUGCAUCCUGCUCUGUAGUUUCCUUGUUUCUGUUUUGGUUUUGGAAUUGUUUCUUCCAAUCACAGCCUCUUUUAAACCCAGGGAGCCCUGGUCUGUUUUUUGAAGUCUCAAAGAUGCCUGUAAAACUUCGUACCAGUACAUAAAGCCAAGUUUGAGCAAAUUACUUUCAAGCUUGUCCUACCUUAGAAAAACAUUUUAAGUCAGAAAUGACCUGCCUGUAUUUAAAACGGCCGAAUUACCUUAUAGAAAUUUUCUAUUUUAUUGUUUUUUGAGCAAAAGAUUAAAUAUUUUCCUAAGCAAAAAAUCUUUUCUACAUUCUCAUUUUAUAUCUUAAACUAUUAUGUUGUAAACAUUUAAUUUGUUUCAUGGUUCUUUUUAUUUUUUUAUUACUUGUAGGUUGUGUUCCUCUUCAUUGAAUUUCAUAUUUGAGAGACUAUUGUUGAUUCUUGAAACAAAUUUACAGAACCAUUGCUUUACACUUAGGUAGAAAUGCCGUUGGUUUUGGGAUAUGCCCUUCUGUACUCCCCUGGGAGCCCUGUGCAUUGACCUUUGGCUCUAGGACUGUGGUACACGGGAGCCCCUUGCUUUCUUAGGCAUGGGUCAGGGAUUUCAAUAGGGGCUUGUCUUCUUAAGUGACUCCUUAGGGACUUCAUUGCUUCUUUCUGAAUUAAACAGUAGGGAAUUCCUUUAGUUACUGCUAGAGAAGUUUUUUGGCUCAUAACUUGGUGAUAUUCUCCAUGAGUUAGUUUUCUUACCUUGAUUUCACUAGAAUGUAAGCUCCAGGAGCUCUGUAAGGGCAGGGAUUUUUGUCUGUUUUGUCUUCUGUAUCACCAGCGCCUAGAUCGGUGUCUGGUGUACAUAAUAGGUGCUCAAUAAAUACGUGUUCAAUGAAUUUCUAAAAUCUGUCCUCUGAUGUUUUGCAUUCAUGGAACAAGUGAUCAAAGAUACCAAACUACAUUACAUUCUCCCACUGACACAAUGAAAGGAUUUUACUGCUCUUAAGAAAUGUUUUAUAUGACCUUUCUUUAGUCCCGCAUCUUAGGCAACAGGUCCACUUAGAUUUGUACAAUUGCCUCAAAUGUAGAUUACUGUAAUUUUUUUCAUCCUAGGCAGUUUAUAUCAGUUGUUUGGUCGAUUAGGAUAGUGAAGCAGAGACAAACAUACAAACCUAUGUCAAUAAAGUCUCAUCAACAAUGAAA